CUUAAAUACGCACCGUUUAAUCAAGACUCGCUCCAUCGUAAUUCAUUGAUCUGAUCUAGGGUUAUUCCUGCAUGUUCGGAUUUCAUUGAAAUGGCGAAUCCUUACCGAUCCAGAGAGGGUCUUAGCUCGAGACCAGUGGCUGGUUCCGAUGAGAUCCAAUUGAGGAUCGAUCCAGUACAUGGGGAAUUAGAUGAAGAAAUUUCGGGUCUGCACAGACAAGUUAAACAGCUUAAAAACGUGGCUCAAGAAAUCGAGACAGAAGCGAGAGUUCAGAAUGACAUUAUCUCAGAUAUGCAAAUGCUAAUGAGCAAUGCUGAAUCAGGACUUAAAAAUGGCAUGAGGAGGUUGAACCGAAGCAUCGUCCAGCACAGAUCAAAUCAUAUCCUGCAAGUAAUCGUUUUUGGACUUGUUUGUUUUAUUGUAGUCUAUUUAUGGUCCAAGCACUUCAAAAGAUGAGAUUGACGUAUUCAGUCAGCUACAUGUUUCCUGCCGAAGAAGCUCCUAAUGUGCGUAGUAUUCUGGUGGUUUUCUCCUUUAUAUGUACUUGUUGGAGAUGCAUUUUAGUCAUUUAUUUACUUGUGAAUAUUUCAACUCAUCGUAUAUACAACAAAUUUAUACCUAUUUGAUUAUGAAUACUAUGUUCGUAUUGUGAA
Tripterygium wilfordii is the source of this 653-nucleotide messenger RNA. Its product is annotated as bet1-like protein At4g14600. The transcript is spliced from 4 exons. NCBI's taxonomy places the organism in Eukaryota, Viridiplantae, Streptophyta, Magnoliopsida, Celastrales, Celastraceae. The record is from RefSeq and is a predicted model, not a curated record. The coding region runs from base 91 to 456 and encodes 121 amino acids.